GGAGUUUUGGAAUUUUAGCUGGUGUCAGUUCGUGAUUUCUAACCGUAAUCACAAACUGUAAAUCAUAAUUCUAAUUCCUCACACAGGUUUAUAACCCUCAUUUGGUCCUGAUUAUUAGGUGGACACCCUCUAGGUCAAUCUGGCGUCGCUCAAAGGUCGUCUAUAAAUUACAGUCUCACCACUAUUUCAAGCUCUAAAAUCCCUACAUAACCUUUUUCUCAGUUUUAUGGCGUGUAAUAUCUAAGCGGUUUUUAUCCGGAAAAUGUCCUUGAGGUACUUUUUUGAAUUCUUUCGAAUUUACUUGGAAUUAGAAGUGUACACUUCCUAUCUAUCAAAUAUAAAACAACUCAAUUUCGGUAAAUUACGGUGUUCGAUUUUGAGUUAUGUUUUAUGAAUUUUGUUAGAUUUCACUACGUUCACAAUCGGACAGUCCCCACAUGGAUCAUAAAAUCAAUGAAAUAGCUGAAAAUAUUAAGCAACGUGGUCGUGAGGGUGCGUAUCCUCUCUUCAAGGAAACGGGUCCGGAAUAUGUGAUGCCGAAAUUUCCGAUUGAGAGGAAAGAGAUGGAAGACCAUAUCUUGGAAUUAAAACUGGCCCGAGCAUUAAGUGUGGCAGACAAUGAUUCUAAACUUCUCGUUAAUGAAGAAAACCAUGAUCUUACCAUUUCGAAUCCUUCAGCUACCUGUAAAGCUAUUAGUUUAGAUGACUGCAAUUCUGUUGAAAGCAUAACAAACGAUCAUGGAUCUGUGUUAUUUAGCAAGAAGAAUAUAUUUAACAAAGAUUCUUCCAACUCUUUAUCCGUACUUCCUGAAACAUCAUCUGAUGAACCAAAUCUUCACUCUAGCCAAUCUACUACUUCAGACGUGAAUACGUCUUUGGAAUCUGGUAACCGGAUGCAACCUAGGCUUACUCAAAACAAUAUUCAGUUUCAAAAUGAGCAGAACUGUGGAGGUUCUUUAUUCCGAAGAUUAUACAGCAUCCCUAGUACAAAUAACGAUGGAUUCCCAAUAUAUUUAGCACCUGCGCCAAAUCCAGGCGUAUUCACAGAUGUAGUUCCUGUUCUCCAAGAAGUAGAAGAAGCGGCUGAAGCACACAUAGAGUCAGCAGCUGUGGAAUUUCAACGUGUUCAAAUCUGCGGGGAUGAUACUCUUGGUGUUCCUGUAGAUGAUUUACAUUUAGCUUCAGAAGCAUUGAUUAAAGCCUUAUUAUUACGUCAAAAAUACAUUACUUCAUCACAACAAUCAUUUCAUUGUACAACUAAACGGUAUUUAAGUGUACUGGAUUCAGGUUCAGUAAAAUUAUUGGAUUCAGAGGAGAAGCAAUAUAAAUCUAUACACACCCCUAUAUUUGAUCAUCCAAUUCAUCCUCCUGGGAAAACUGGUGAUCCUUUCGAGAUAGACUAUUGGCCUGAACCAUUAGAUGUUAAAAUGGAAUUUCGCAAGGGUAUAAUGCACAUCGAAACAUUGUCUGAUUCACCAGACAGAAACCAGGUUAAUUUAAUAAAUGGGACAUCAGAACAUAAUCAUAAUAAUGAAACUGUUGAUGUUGAUCAACCUAUGAAAAAGGAUCUACCAGAAUUUACUAUACCAUCUCUACAGACAUUCUUCUCAGAUUUUGAUACAAUACGUACAUUUGUAGGAGAUGGUCCAUUGAAGUCAUUCUGUUAUCGUCGACUGACUUACUUGGCUUCAAAAUUCCAAUUGCAUUCAUUGCUGAAUGAAGCUCGGGAAUCAAUUGAGCAAAAACGUGUAUCACAUCGUGAUUUCUAUAAUAUUCGAAAGGUUGAUACUCAUAUACAUGCAUCAUCAUGUAUGAAUCAGAAACAUUUACUACGUUUUAUCAAGAAAACAAUUCGUACUAAAUCAGAUGUUUAUGUAUGUGAAGAUCCAAAAACUAAAAAGCCUAUGACAUUAAGUGAAUUGGUUGAUAAAAUUGGAAUUACACUUUAUGAUUUAAAUAUUGACAAUUUGGAUGUUCACGCUGAUCGUAACACUUUUCACCGAUUCGAUAAAUUCAACGCUAAAUACAAUCCCAUUGGUCAAAGUCAACUACGUGAAGUGUUUUUGAAGACGGACAACUACAUUAAAGGCGUUUUCUUUGCACAUGUUCUGAAGGAAGUGUUCUAUGACUUUUCUGAAUCGAAAUAUCAAAAUGCUGAACCACGUCUUUCAAUUUAUGGUAGAUCUAUCAAUGAAUGGGAUAAUUUGGCUAAAUGGGCUAUCGAUUGUAAAGUUUAUUCUGAUAAUAUACGUUGGUUGAUUCAAGUGCCUCGUCUUUUCGAUGUUUAUCACGCCAAAGGAUCGAUGAAAUACUUCCAAGAUAUUAUCACAAACGUCUUUCAACCAUUGUUCGAGGUAACUGUCAAUCCUAAAUCCCAUCCUGAACUACAUGCAUUUCUACAAUAUGUAACUGGUUUUGAUUCAGUGGAUGAUGAAUCGAAAUCUGAUAAAGUUGUAUUCAAUGCAUCAACUCCUACACCGGAUGUAUAUGAUUUAAAUGAGAAUCCUCCAUACUCUUAUUAUAUAUUCUAUAUGUUUGCUAAUAUAUCUCAAUUAAAUCAACUUAGAAGUCAUCGUGGCUUAAAUACAUUCUCAUUUAGACCUCAUUGUGGUGAAGCAGGUAAUAUUAAUCAUUUGGUUACUUGUUUCCUGUUGGCUGAAAGUAUCAAUCAUGGUUUGUUGUUACGUAAAGCUCCUGUUCUACAAUAUCUUUACUUUAUUGCUCAGAUCGGAAUAGCUAUGUCACCCUUGAGUAAUAAUUCUUUGUUUUUGGAUUAUCAUCGUAAUCCAUUGAAUGACUUUUUAGCACGGGGUCUGUUUGUCAGUCUUAGCACUGAUGAUCCUUUACAAUUUCAUUUUACUAAAGAACCAUUGAUUGAAGAAUAUAGUAUAGCUGCUCAAGUAUGGAAAUUCACAUCUACUGAUAUGUGUGAAUUAGCACGUAAUAGUGUUUUGAUGAGUGGUUUUUCUCCUCUGAUUAAAUCUCAUUGGCUUGGACCUAAUUAUACACAAGAAGGUGUUAUGGGUAAUGAUAUAACUCGAAGUAAUCUACCCAACAUUCGCGUUGCUUAUCGUUUUGAAACUUUAACACAAGAAUUACGUUUGUUGUUAAAUUCUGUGUUAGCGAGUCGAACUAGUGGAUCUGUUUCACCUGGUAGUAAUACAGUAAUGCAUUCUCCAAAAAAGAAUCAUAUUUCAACAGAUUCUAGUCGAAUCGAUCAUUUAAAGAAAUGAUUAUUCUUGAUAUAAUAUAUAUACAAUGAUUAUCGAUACUAAUUAGCUGCUAGUAACACUUUUGUCUUUUCUUUUAAAUGUGAAUUCACUUAUCUUAAUUUGAAUUCUUCUUUCUGAAUAUAUUUGUUCAUGGUUUGUUAUGAAUUAAACAGUUGUAACACAUUCUAACAUUCAUAUAAAUAUCUACACUUCUUACAGAUAAAUAUCAUAACGUGGAAAGUAAUUUUUCAUCCACAUAUUCACAUGAUCUACAUUUUUCUUUCUUUCUGAUGUGCUUAUUUUGAUUUAUUAUUAAUUAAUUAAGAGUCUUAAUAUAAGUACCAUUUCAUGCAAAAUAUUUUAUUACUAUUAUUUCCGGGAAUAAUUGUAUCUCACUUACACCAUUCAUCAUUUAAUGAUGAUAAUCCACUGUUUAAACUUUCUCUGCGUUCAUCAAUUCUGAUGAAAUGUUGUUAACACCACAUCUACAAGGAGAAAUUCACUACAUUGAUGAUCAUUUUAAUUGUAUCAUUAAAGAUAAUAAUUUGUGCGCGAAUAUACACACACACAAACGCACAAGUUGAAUGCAUUUACGGUAAAAGUGCAAAUGUUUUAAUACAGUGUUGAUUAAUCUGGUUAAAGAUGUUUAUGUUGCUUUUUAAUUGUGUACGGUAACAAACCUUUGUGUUAUUAUGUAAUAAGAAUGAACUUUGUAAUAUCAUUAAUGUCUAUCAUGUGUUUUUUGUUUGAAAUACACAAUUAUUUGUUCAACCAAUGUUUAUUUUAAAAAUAAUCAUUUU
Molecule: messenger RNA, 4012 nt
Organism: Schistosoma intercalatum
Lineage: Eukaryota; Metazoa; Platyhelminthes; Trematoda; Strigeidida; Schistosomatidae
Source: the annotation of a GenBank genome assembly